CUCCCCCCUCACCAGGAAAGCUACCUGUCCCUAGCCAACUCCCUCAUCUCCUCCCAGUCAGAUCCCCAGAACCAGAGCAGGCUCAUGGAGGCCUUCUCUCUCCUCACUCCUCCCUCUCUCCCUCUGGACUCCAAGAGAACUUCCAAAAUCACUUUCAGAAAGAACCUCGAGCAGUUUCUACCGUUUGUGAAAGCAACUAUCUGGCGUCAUAUACCAUUCUGUAGGAUGUAUGCUUUUUAUUUCAUAUAAUAAUAUAGUGAGACUUGUAAUCAUGUGAGGGAGAACAUAUGUACUUGCAGUUUGGUGGG
Messenger RNA from Geodia barretti, 308 nucleotides. The record is from the annotation of a GenBank genome assembly. Lineage: Eukaryota; Metazoa; Porifera; Demospongiae; Tetractinellida; Geodiidae.